Messenger RNA from Condylostylus longicornis, 1216 nucleotides. RefSeq names its product mediator of RNA polymerase II transcription subunit 27 (gene MED27). The record is from RefSeq and is a predicted model, not a curated record. Gene Ontology annotation, cellular component: mediator complex. NCBI's taxonomy places the organism in Eukaryota, Metazoa, Arthropoda, Insecta, Diptera, Dolichopodidae. Bases 113 to 1009 code for a protein of 298 amino acids. Gene Ontology annotation, biological process: regulation of transcription by RNA polymerase II. The transcript has a single exon. Gene Ontology annotation, molecular function: transcription coactivator activity.
CUUUAUUUAUUAUUCCAAACACAGUACAAGUUGUUUGAGUUUGGAAUUGCUUUAAUAUAAAUUUUGUAAAAUAAACAAAUAAAGUAUUAUAAUUCUUACAAAGUUUAUAAAAAUGACAAAUAUGAUGGAUCAAUUGAAUUCAGCUUUAUUAGCAAUUAAACAACUCCGAUCUAAUGUUGGUAUUGUUUUUGAAACCCUGUCCAAUGGUGCCAAAGGAGAAAAGCCGGAGGAUAAUAAAGAGUUUUUAAUAGAAUUUCAAGAAUUAUUUAAUACUGUAAAUUUAAAUUUAAGAGAAGUUGAAUCAACAAUAAAUGGAUUAACUAUACCACAAGGACCAUUUAAUUUAGGAAAUUCUCAAUAUUUAGCUCAAGAAACAACGCUAGAGCGGCAGGCGCUCUAUCCGCAAUUAAUAAAUAGCUAUAAAUGGAUUGAUAAAAUACAUGACUAUAGUUUGUCCGCUAACAUAAUUUUAAAUUCGAAUUCAUUAAGGCGUUCAUAUACCUCAUCAUCAAAAACUCGUGGUGGUAGGAUACAAAUUUCGUCAUGUAACAAUGCGUCACCCUCUCAUUUAGACAAAAUUAUUAAUGAAAAUAUGAAUUUGAUUCACACAAACUAUAGGAUAUUUCGGCCUUUUGGCUCAAAUGCUAUUGUAAUGCUCCAUAUAGGUAGAGUAUUAAAAGCCGCUAUAGUUUUUAAAGGAGUUUUAAUUGAAUGGGUCACAGUGAAAGGUUACGAUGAAAACUUAGAAGUUGAGGAUCUAUGGACUGAAUCUAGAUAUGAAGUUUUUCGUAAAGUGCAGGAUCAAACACAUUCUGCCAUGCUUCAUUUUUUUUCACCAACUUUACCGGAAUUAGCAGUAAAAAGUUUCAUAACAUGGAUUCACAGUUAUAAUAAACUGUUUGCCGAGCCAUGUCGAAAAUGCGGAAAGCAUUUAAAUAAUGCCUUACCCCCUACAUGGCGUGACAUAAGAACUUUGGAACCAUUUCAUGAGGAAUGUAGAAAUUGUUAAACUAUGCUAUGUUAUAUGUAUACAUACAUACUAAAAUCUAUAUACAUACGUAACAAAUUGAAAUCAAAAAUUUGAUAUGCAUAUGUACAUGAAUAUUUUAAUACUUGAUAUUGCAACCAAAUCAAUUUUGUUUAAGUUAUUGACUUUUGAGAAAAGCCAAUAUAUGUAUGUCGAAGGCUCUCCAUGAUUUAUAAUAAACGAUAUUUA